Molecule: messenger RNA, 1211 nt
Organism: Cylicocyclus nassatus
Lineage: Eukaryota; Metazoa; Nematoda; Chromadorea; Rhabditida; Strongylidae
Source: the annotation of a GenBank genome assembly
UCUAUUUAUGCCUUGGAAGGAUUCCUCGAACGUAAUCCUUUUGACCUAGCAUUUGUCAAGCCGAACAACAUGCCGAUAAGUCCUCUACGACCCGCUUCUUAUCAACUUAUACAGGAAUCGAUUAUUGUACUUCUACUGAUACUUCUAUCUACUGUUCAAGCUACCGAACACAUUCUUCGACUACAGGGACCUUCUGUCGCUCCAGAUCCACCAGCAAACGCUAUACUCAUCUCAGUACCGGUUAAUUCGAGUAUUGUGUUGAAAUGUGAGAGAUCGUCCGGUUUACCACAAGCUCAAUGGCUACACAAUGGAAACGAUUUGGAUUUAGAAGUGAUACGAAUGCUGAACGAUGAAUAUACAUCUUUAGUGAUUGACCCUUACAGUACCAAAUCUCAUGAUGGCGUGUACGAAUGCUACGCGGGUUCUGCCUCUGCCUCACUUCGGCUGAGAGGUGAAGACAUAGUUGUAUUACCUUCUGGAUUCCGAUUUUGUCGUAAAAGUGAGAAUUCUGCAUGUGACCAUGCUAGGGCAUGCAUGGCUGAUGGCAUGGGAAGAACUAGCUGUGUGUGUUAUCCUGGAUGGAGUGGUGAGUCAUGCAAUAUUCCAAGAGAUAUCCAAAAAGCAAAUCUCAUCAAUGUACCAAUCUGUUCAUACUGGCCUCCAGUCAUUACUCUGAUGGUAUUUACGCUCUGUGUUUUCAUACUUGUAGUGUGCCUUUACAAUUUUCGGAUACGACCGGCCAAACAUUCAAAGACGUUGCACUGCCAAAAUUGCAAGUCACACACCUACAAUCUUGUCAAAACAAACGAUACGAAAGAACAACCAGAAAAAUUAGAUGUCUAAUCUCAAGAUACUUCGAAAUACGUGUGAAUCUACCCAAAGGUCCAGCAGAUUUCUGCAAAAUUGGUGCAGUGGAGAUUUUCUAUUUGCUUUGAAAGUUAUUGUGCUUCUCCUACUAGUUAUUUACUCCUAGUCAAACACGCUCAAGCGGGGUCUGCGAAUAAUUUUUGAGUCAGAAUCUGAACAGCUUGUUAGUAAUAUGAAAUCUCAAAAAUUCUGAGUUAUCACAUUUUUUUCUUUGUGAAAUUUUCAUGUAUUGUAUCAAAUCAUAUGGUUGAUACGUUAAAGGUGUAAGAGCUCGAUCUCGAAUACGUGUUGCUCUCAACAUGACUACUUGUAUAAUUGUAACUUUUAAUGUUUGCAUAAUAAAU